UGUAAAGAGGGGGCGGGCAGACAGCGCAGGAGCGACUUCAUGGAGGAAUUUGCCAACGCGAGUUGGGACGGACUGAUUGCACCGUAGCAUGCUGCUGGCGACAGGCGGCGAAAGAAGUGCACUCUGACAACAUCAACGGUGUCACCUACUCACUCCUGGGCAGAUGAAGCGAGCGACUCGACUGCGGGGGCGGGGCCUCAUGAGCCGAGUCGCCCCGUUUAACCGGUGAGUCACCCCCGCCUGCCGGCAGGGACAUGGGAAGCGUCAGCAGCCUCGUCAGCAGCGACGGGCUCGACGGCAAACACUUUACGGCAACCCGGCUGAAGUCGAGAACCAGAACCGGCGGCGGUUGCAGCCUCGACGCCUUACUGAAGUGCGGCUUUACUCAGGGCCCCUGCUCGACCCUCCACGCCUCCAGGGGCCUGUACCACUCACGGUCCGGGCGAAGCGAGGACUUUUUUUACAUAAAGGUGAGCCAUAAACCGAGGCCAGUGCAUCACAGAGGAGGAUCGAUGGAAAACGGCGCUCGGAACAAAGCAGAAAAAUCUGAUGAGCGACCAAAACUGAUGCUUAUGUCAGGAACUGAUGGGACCACCGCUGAGAAGUCACUGGUCCGAUCCACUGCCUACAAGCCUUUAAUUCCUAGGACUGUAUCGUCCACGGAGGGAGAGCGCAACAGCCUGGACCAGGUCUUCAUCCAACUGGAGCAGGCAAAGACUCCUGAGGUCCAACACAAGCGAGACACGCCCUCCGGCACUCUGUCGGACUCUGGACGUAACUCCAUGUCAAGCCUCCCCACCCACAGCACCAGCGGCAGCCUGAGAGCUUCCACGGGUCCUGUCAGUCACAGCGAUGGCCUCGGCAAGGGAGGGCAACCCAAUUUGUCCCCGUGGGCGAGGAGCAGUGGCCGAGACAUCGGCUCCAGGGAGGCUGGCUCCCCGCCGUCUUCGGAUCGGCUUCAUCGUCUCUCUGAAACUGCGGGAGGCGUUCGGUCGCCUCUGACAACAGAUGAGUCGCUGAUUGAAACAUUGGAACAAAGACUGCUGGAGAGCGAUCUGCAGGACUUACAGGUCAGCUGUGAGGCGAAGGAAGCAGCCACCUGCCGGCUGGUCGAGGAGGGACUACAGUAUUGCGCUGACGAGACGGAGGACUUAAACCAACACUGCUCCUCCACGUUACAGCAAGCCUCUCAGGCGGUCGCAAAAAGCCAACAAGCUCUGCAGCUGCAAGUCAGCCGGCUCCAGGCAGAAAACCAGAGGCUCAAGGAGGAUCGGGCAAAGCUGAGCCGAGAGAGGGAUCUCGUCGACCGGAGACUGAGGUCCUACGAGGAGGAGAGGACGCAGCUCGCUCCAACUCUGGAGGAGACUCAGUGGGAGGUGUGCCAGAAAGCAGGAGAGAUCUCCUUGCUGAAGCAGCAGCUGCGAGACUGCCAGGAGGACGUCAGCCACAAGCUCAAGGAAAUAGUCAGCCUGAGGGCGCGGCUGAAGGAAAUCACAGCAAAGACCGCCGUGCUGGAGAAGGAGAACAAAGACCGCUGCGACAAGCUGCGUACGCGCAGCGUCGAGGUCGAGGUUUGCCAAAACGAACUUCAGCGCAAGAAGAAUGAAGCCGACCUGCUCAGAGAGAAAGUGGGCCAACUGGAGAAGGACAUUCAGGGACAGAAACGAGACUUGACUGCGGCCAAAGACCAGGAGCGGCAUCAACAGACCUCUCCGCCGAAAGCUUGUGGGCAGACCGUGGAGAGAGCCGCCACCAUCCAGAACCAAACAGACCGCCCUGGUGGAAAAGUCUCCGUUGACCUCCUCCAAAAAGAAACGGAGGGGCUGAGGCAGCAACUCCGCGAGGAAAAGGAGGCUCAAGAGAAGCUUGUGGCCAACUUUGAGCAGGAGAGGCGCACGUGGAACAAGGAGAAGGACAAGGUGAUCAAGUACCAGAAGCAGCUGCAGAUCAACUAUCUGCAGAUGCAUAAGAAGAACCAGGAGCUGGAGAGGGUUCUGAAGGAGCUGACUGCUGAGCUGGACGCCAGAGCAGACCUGGGCUUGAACCUCCACUACGGCUCAGGGUUACAAACCUACGAUGAUGUCAUCGCCACUGAGAUAUGACGGCCUGCCUUCACAGUGGCGGUCAUUACUAACCAAUGUUACUCUAACACUCAGACAUCAAUUAGCAGAUGGGAGCUUUAGUGACUUUUAGAAGAAAAGUAAUCCAAAUCUAUUUUGUGCUGCAUGAUAUUAAUUUAUUGAGGGCUUUUUUUAAUUCAUUGUCUUUGUACUUACACAGCCUUUAGGAGGAUCCCUCAUUAAAGUGAUGUACGAUUCUCAAUAUUACCUUAUUAAUCUGUCAAAC
Molecule: messenger RNA, 2346 nt
Organism: Nerophis lumbriciformis (worm pipefish)
Lineage: Eukaryota; Metazoa; Chordata; Actinopteri; Syngnathiformes; Syngnathidae
Gene: lzts1
Product: leucine zipper, putative tumor suppressor 1
Biological process (GO): regulation of dendrite morphogenesis; regulation of synaptic plasticity
Cellular component (GO): dendritic spine
Source: RefSeq, a predicted model, not a curated record